AUGCCAGAGCACUUUGGCUGGUUAAACCAAGACCAGAGCAUCCUCCUUGGUAGUGGGUGGGUUGAGGUAGAAGAGCGGACCGAGAACCCUCAUCAUUGGACUGCGUCAGGAGGAAGUGGCUUCACUCCUCCCUCCGAGGAACCGGGAAGAAGGAUAUAUAGCGGAAAGCCCAUCACAUACGUCUCAGAGAAACUUAGAACACUAAGUGCACCUUGCUACGUGGUGUUGGAACAAGAAACAGAAGGAACAAGGAAGCCUGACUCAGGAACGCUCCAGCUUCCUGGAAGAUUCAUCCCAGCUAACCCACCCACCCCAAACCAGGUGAGCUGCCACCACGUCCCACCCCUCCUCUCCCUCCCAGUCUCCAUGAACUUGGCAAGAGCCGGGCACCUUCUCUCCACUCCGCAGCUCAGUCCCCCAAGCUCCGACCGGGAUGAGGUUGAAAUCGAUGUGCUGGCAGAGGGGGAAGAUGGAGACCAGGCGGAGGACGACGAGGAGAAGGCAGAGAGGAACCAGAAGCGCCUGGACGCCGCCCCUCCCGGGAGCCUCCCGCGCGCGCCGCUGCAUCCUCAUCCCCAAAGCUACCUGCUGCUUGCCGCCCCCGCCUAUGCCGAAGCGCCUAGAAAAGCCGAAGAUGCGGACCCGGCCACGUCCCGCGCCAUCCCCGCGCUGCAACCCGCGCUGGGCUUCCAGCCUUGGGACCGGGACGAGGGCUCGGGAUCUCCGCCCGGACGCGGCUCGUUCACCAUCGAGAGUAUCAUGCAGGGCGUUACUGGGGCUGCACAGAGUCCGCCCUCCGCUCCGUGGAGCUACUGCCACCUGCUGCAGCAUCCGUCGUGCCCGCUGCACCCUCAGGUCGUUCCCCCACUGCUGCAAGUGUCUGCCACUGCCCUGACAGUCUUUCAGCAGCAGCAGCAGCCUCAGCAGGAGCAGCAGCACUGUGCCAGGAGCUGCGCCCCGGGUAAAGGCGCGCGGCUGGGCCGGCACCUAACGGCCGUUGCAGCGUUGCUGAGACAUCAGCCUGCCAGUGAGGAAUGCAGACUGACAACUCUGGCUGCUCUUUCGGGCAGAGAGGAGACCUUGCCUGCUUUUUAAACAACAUGCUCGCCCCAGGCUCCGGGCUGAUUCACCCUGACACACCUGGAGCCAAGUGGCAGGGUGGGACCACUCGCUGUCUAGGUUUGCACCACCCGCCUGCUAGGCUUGUGCGUGGAAAACCAGCAGCGGAGCAUGCAGCAAGUCCCGCCAAACCGUUACUACUGUGUUCUGCUCCCUUGAUGACCGAACUCAGGGAAAUCUAGGGGCUUGAAGUCUCGCCUUUUCUUGUCCGCUUCAGUGUGACUUCUGCAGCUUUUCCGAUUUGCAUACAUACUUCCCAGGAACCUAUGAACGAAGAACGUGAGCGAGAUGUUUGGUUGUUAAUAAACAGAACAGCUGGCAACACAAAAACACCCCCAAACUUCAUUCCCUAGGGACUGCAAGUGUUCCCCAGUCAAGUGCAGAAUGCAUAUAUGCCCUGAUUCCCAAA
Molecule: messenger RNA, 1528 nt
Organism: Cricetulus griseus (Chinese hamster)
Lineage: Eukaryota; Metazoa; Chordata; Mammalia; Rodentia; Cricetidae
Source: RefSeq, a predicted model, not a curated record